Vicia villosa (hairy vetch) is the source of this 642-nucleotide messenger RNA. RefSeq lists its product as uncharacterized. The coding region runs from base 1 to 642 and encodes 213 amino acids. NCBI's taxonomy places the organism in Eukaryota, Viridiplantae, Streptophyta, Magnoliopsida, Fabales, Fabaceae. The transcript is spliced from 3 exons. The record is from RefSeq and is a predicted model, not a curated record.
AUGGUUAGAAGAUACCAGGAUGCAGAUCAAGUACUUAGGAAUGCUAAAAAUAUGUUAGGUCGCAAUAACAUAAAGAAUGUAGUUGAAGAAGUUUUAGCUUGUAAUGGGCUUAAUCUUGGCUUACAUAGGCCCAAUUAUUCGUCACCUUUGCCCGAUUAUAUUUGGCAAGCGGAACUUCCUAGGGGGUGUAAAGUGCCUAAGUUUACCAAAUUUGUAGGUCAGAUAAAUGAGUCGUCUGUCGAACAUAUAGCUAGGUACGAGAUAGAAGCUGGCGAUAUAGCCAACGAUGAGGGUCUAAAAAUGAGAUAUUUUCUUAGUUCAUUAACCAAAAAUGCGUUCACCGGGUUCACCACUGUAGCUCCUACGUCUAUAAGGUUUAGGCUGUUGAAGGCUAGAUGCUUCACUAGAGUUCCUGAGCAUGAGUUAGUUGAAAUGGCUGCUGGAGGUUUGGAUUAUUCCAUUAUGAAGAAACUAGACACUCAAUAUCUUAGAGAUAUGGCCCAGGAUUUAGUACAUAAAGCUCUGAAGGAUGAGAGGUUACAAUUCAGUGAGAAACCAAAGAAUUCCAUGAAGAUUGACAUUGAUCCUUUACAUUUUGCUGAUGCUAACAUGGUCGAACGAUUUGAGGUUCUUAUGCUAUAA